AUGGCCUUCCCAGUCAACAAGGAACUGAUUUCCACGUCCUCAGCGACGAACAUCCAGGAUAUGGCAGACCGUGUAGAUGGGUUGGUUGUUCAAAAGCCGGGCGGGGGGUGGGGUGUUGGUAGGUGGGCUCAGGGGACUCGUGGAGACGGGUUUCAGCUGAGAGACGUGGAAGGAGUCCAGGAGAAGGCCUUUAAUGUGGAGGUUCCUGUGUCCGUUUGCAGUGAGAAGUGCCCUCCAGGAACACGUAAAGUUCUCCAGAAAGGGAAACCUGUUUGCUGCCAUGAUUGUGUAAGAUGCGCAGAGGGAGAAAUGAGCAACAUCACAGACGAAUCCUGGUCAAAUGACAGAAGAGAUGCCUGUGUAACAAACGAAGCUGUUUUUCUGUCCUAUGAAGAAAUUAUGGGGAUGAUUCUCACCGCUGCAGCAUUAUUUGGAACAUGUAUGACAGCUGCUGUAGCUGUCAUUUUCUUCAGACACAGGACAACUCCUCUUGUCAGAGCAAACAACUCUGAGCUGAGCUUCCUGCUGCUUUUCUCCUUGACUCUGUGUUUUCUCUGCUCUCUGACCUUCAUUGGACGUCCCUCUGAGUGGUCCUGUAUGCUCCGUCACACAGCUUUUGGCAUCACCUUCGUCCUCUGCAUCUCCUGUAUUUUAGGGAAAACAAUGGUGGUUUUAAUGGCGUUUAAAGCUACACUUCCAGGCAGUAAUGUGAUGAAAUGGUUUGGGCCUACCCAGCAGAGACUCAGUGUUCUUUGUUUAACUUUUAUACAAGUUAUAAUAUGUAUUCUCUGGUUGACAAUUUCUCCUCCUUUUCCAUCUAAGAACUUUAAAGUAUUUAAAGAUAAAAUUAUCUUGGAGUGUGCUCUGGGUUCAGCUGUAGGAUUCUGGGCUGUACUUGGGUACAUUGGACUUCUCGCUGUGCUGUGUUUUGUUUUUGCUUUUUUGGCCCGAAAACUACCUGAUAAUUUCAAUGAAGCUAAAUUUAUCACCUUCAGCAUGCUGAUAUUCUGUGCAGUUUGGAUCACUUUUAUCCCAGCAUAUGUCAGCUCUCCUGGAAAAUUUAGUGUUGCUGUAGAAAUCUUUGCCAUUCUUGCUUCUAGUUUCGGACUGCUGAUUUGUAUCUUCAUCCCAAAGUGUUACAUCAUGUUACUGAAACCAGAAAGAAAUACAAAAAAGUAUAUGAUGGGGAAGGGAUCACAAAAAUAA
Molecule: messenger RNA, 1206 nt
Organism: Austrofundulus limnaeus
Lineage: Eukaryota; Metazoa; Chordata; Actinopteri; Cyprinodontiformes; Rivulidae
Product: extracellular calcium-sensing receptor-like
Exons: 5
Coding region: 1-1206 (401 amino acids)
Biological process (GO): G protein-coupled receptor signaling pathway
Cellular component (GO): plasma membrane
Molecular function (GO): G protein-coupled receptor activity
Source: RefSeq, a predicted model, not a curated record